AUGGCUGGAAAUAUUGGAAACUUUGCCUGUGAAGUAGCGUCUGGUGACUGUUCACUCUCGAUUGACGACAUUGCCCAGUGCACGGGUGGCGACAAGCAAAACGUACCAAUUAUUGACUUUGCCCUCUAUGCUUCGCGGAACCUAUUUGAUUGGAAUGAAGGUAUUCAAAGUCUACUUGAUGACGAUCUGAAUCAGUUCCAAUCAAACGCAAUGCAAAUCGUUCUGGACUUUACCACUCACGAUAUCUCAGGUGUAGGUUCUGAGUCUGACUACAAGAGUGGACUUCAAUUAAUCGAUUUGAAUAGGGUUCUGGCGCUGGAUCUAUGGUUUUGGGGGUCCUAG
Messenger RNA from Penicillium riverlandense, 342 nucleotides. RefSeq lists its product as uncharacterized. The transcript has a single exon. Bases 1 to 342 code for a protein of 113 amino acids. Lineage: Eukaryota; Fungi; Ascomycota; Eurotiomycetes; Eurotiales; Aspergillaceae. The record is from RefSeq and is a predicted model, not a curated record.